Wyeomyia smithii (pitcher-plant mosquito) is the source of this 1419-nucleotide messenger RNA. RefSeq lists its product as uncharacterized. Lineage: Eukaryota; Metazoa; Arthropoda; Insecta; Diptera; Culicidae. The transcript has a single exon. The record is from RefSeq and is a predicted model, not a curated record. Bases 1 to 1419 code for a protein of 472 amino acids.
AUGAUUCAGAACUAUCUGCACACGUUUGAUUCAGCAUCAUACGAUCCUCUGAACGCAUUCUUACAACAUGCCUGCAAAAUAACAAAGCGCUUCGUCAAAGAUAACCCAGACACGAUUAUUGUUCAGUCUGACAAGGGAAAACAAACCGUUAUAAUGUACGAGAAUGAUUACAACUCAAAAAUGCUACACCUACUGUCUGAUGAGAACACAUACAAGCCCACUAAAACCAACCCUACAUCAGGUUUUCAGAAGCAAAACAACGAUUUGGUAAAUCGACUGCUAAACUUAGAGUUGAUUGAUUCAACAACAGCCUAUCAGCUACGCACCUUGUCAUCGCAUUGCCCAAGAAAAUAUGGACUACCGAAAGCACAUAAGCAGGACCUACCGCUCCGGCCAGUCGUACCCAACAUCGGAGGACCAUCAUACAUGCUGUCUAAAUAUAUUGGACGCAUCGUGCGAGCAUCGAUUGAGUGUGAGUAUAAUGUAACAGACUCUUUCAGUUUCUGCGAGUACAUUAAUACGGUACGACUGCCACCAAGCUACAUUCUUAUUUCGUUGGAUGUGGUAUCUCUAUUCACUUGCAUACCCAGGAGUCUAGUAAUACACACAAUAAUAACCAAAUGGGAUAGAAUCAAACGACACACGAAAAUCAACCUUGAUUUUUUCAUUGAAAUUGUAAAUUUCUGCAUGGAAUGUAGCUACUUCUCAUUUCGUGGACAGUACUUCAAACAGAUCUCUGGAACCGCCAUGGGGAAUCCCUUCUCGCCAACUGCAGCUGAUUUAGUUAUGGAAUUAUUGCUUGAAGAAGUGGUAGAGCGGUUGAAUUUCCCGCUCCCACUUUUGAAAAAAUAUGUAGAUGACUUAAUCCUGGCUGUGCCCGCAGACAAAGUUGAAGAAGUUCUAGAUGUUUUUAAUAGCUAUGACAGCAACCUUCAGUUUACGUGUGAAAGAGAAGAGGAAGGUAGAAUUCCAUAUCUCGACAUGGUGCUAGUCCGCAAAGCAGACCAGUCCAUCAAAACGGAAUGGUAUUCCAAACCCAUGGCCUCGGGUAGAUUCCUGGACUUUUUCUCUUGUCACCCGUUGCAUAUGAAAAUGAAUGUGGUUGCCAACUUUAUCAUGAGAGUACGAAAACUAAGCACAAACCUCCCCCCAAAAGCGAUCAACGACAUCAUAAACGAACAUCUUAAGGUCAACCACUAUCCUUUAUCGCUGCGAAAUAGAUUGCAGAACAGACUAAUGAGGAAGAACGUACAAGUUGCCCCAGCAGAAACAUUGCCAACAACAUACAAACCUAUGCCCUACAUCGACAGAUUAACGGCGCGCAUAAAGAAAUCACUGCGUAUAGAUUUCCCAGAAAUUACCCUCGCUACACGUAAUGAGCACACCAUAAACCAUUUGUUCACGAACACGAAACAUUAG